AUGCGUAGCAUUCAUCUUGACGAGCACGAGUUUGAGCUCGAUGAAGGACCCCAGGAGUGUGCAGAAUUCGAUGACCCGCUCGUCCCGGCUUCGAGUGACGUGGGGUUUGUCUCGGGUCUGCGCUACAAUAUAAUGUGGAAGCUGCAUCUGCGAAAAGUAAGGCUCACGAUGAUCACAAAAGACACUAUUGAGAAUGGCGACGUGGCAAACGGUGCCUACUGGAACCAAGUCCUGGAAUCCGAACUGCUGACUAUCGUGACGAGUAGAGCGCCUGCGCCCGACUACUCGCGCCACGCUCCAUGUGCAAUGAACACCCUGCAUGUGCACCUCAAGGCACGAUUACAAAUCCGACGAGACGAGGAUCGUGGUGUCCACUUCCAAACGCGGCGAGCCGGACGUCUCGAAGCGCUCCAGUGCUCUAAACAUUGA
This is a messenger RNA of Microdochium trichocladiopsis, 429 nucleotides long. RefSeq lists its product as uncharacterized. Lineage: Eukaryota; Fungi; Ascomycota; Sordariomycetes; Xylariales; Microdochiaceae. The transcript has a single exon. The coding region runs from base 1 to 429 and encodes 142 amino acids. The record is from RefSeq and is a predicted model, not a curated record.